Messenger RNA from Symbiodinium sp. CCMP2456, 1127 nucleotides. The record is from the annotation of a GenBank genome assembly. NCBI's taxonomy places the organism in Eukaryota, Dinophyceae, Suessiales, Symbiodiniaceae.
AUGGCAGCUCAGGGCGGAGCGUCAGUCCGCAUCCGGAUAAACCUGCUGAGUGGAAAUCACAUGGAUAUCGACGUGGUGCCAGACAUGUCAGUGGAGAGGCUGAGGGUGACAGCGGAGAACGCCUUCGAAAUCGAUGGUUGCCUACCGCAGGGGCACCAGCUCAUCUUUCCACUACUCGUGCGCACGCUUCCUCUCGAUUUGGACCUGACCAGCACCGUCGUGCAGGCUGGGCUGACAGAUGCCGACCUUUCGGCAAUCAUCCAGAAGCCACGGACUUUCUGGAACAGCGGUGAAACAAGGUGGAAUGUGAAGCUCCGGUCAGAUGGCGUACUGGAACUACCAGGCCCUCUCUUCCUGAUGAGGGUGAAGGACGUUCUCCUGAAUUCAUGGUCCUUUGCAGCUCUGAUGGAGGACGGCUCCGUGAAGACCGGCUCUGUGGACACAAUGGUAUUGAACCAAGGAGGUGACAGCAGAGACGUGCAGCACAUUCUCUACAAUGUGAAGAGCCUAGCUGCCAGCGACUGGGCAUUCGCAGCCCUGCGCGACGACGGCAGAGUGGUCUCUUGGGGUGAUUCUGAUCUCGGAGGCGAUUGUGGGCAUGUUCGCGAACAGCUUGUCGAGGUCACGCAACUUGCAGGAUGUUCUGAAGGCUUCGCCGCUUUGACAAGGCAUGGCGUGAUCACCUGGGGAACUCCGGAGAUCGACAUCAGACAUGAUGACCGCAUACGACCGGAGCUCCACAGCAUCAGCGAAGUCAUGGGUCUUCGCAGUGCUGCGGAUUUCGCGGCUUUCCGGACAGAUGGUGUGGUCAUCGCAUGGGGUGUACACGGCGACUUCUUGCUGCCAGGGGUUCGACAGCUGGAGGCCUCCCAGGAAGCCUUUGCAGCUUUGUUGCACGACGGGUCGGUUCAGGUUUGGGGGAACAGUGACUACGGUGGUGACUCGUCAGCAGUUCGACACCUUCAGAACGUUCUUCAGAUUACUGCUUCAUGGGCUGCUUUCGCCGCGCUCAAAGAAAACGGCACGGUGACCUCCUGGGGAUCGCCUCAAGCUGGUGGAGACCAGGGCGAUGUGGUGGAUCGCUUGGUGCAUGUGAAGGGUAUCACCACCAACAGCACCAACUUCGG